UUUAGGUCAAGUAAGGGGUGCGACUAUAAUUUAUGGACGAACCAAUCACGUAUACGACAACAGGUUUCAGAUUUUGGCGCGAGGUUUUACUCAUUUGGCUAAAUAGUCUUGGCACUAUAGCUGAUGUCCGUUCGUGAUAAAAACCCUAAAUCUAAUUCUUAAUCCUAACCAUCAACUUUAUAUCAUAAUCCUUAUUCUUCAAACUGCUUUAUAACCCUCAUUUAACCAUAGUAAGUAGGUGAAUUAAACCCUCUUUGUAGUUUACAAAAUUUGAAGUCCAGCGUCAUCAUCACAACUUUUGCUUACAGGCUUCAGAACAGUAUUUUCUACCGGGAAUGUUUACGAACGAAAGUAUCAGUAGGGCUGUAGCUCCGACCCAAUCUCCAAAGUUUGGGGAAUUUCGGGUAAAUGUUGGUAAAUUUUGGGGAAAUCCACUAAGUCAAAUGAUCUUCACCAAGGUUAAAGGAGGAUUUUGGAGAAAUAUUGGUGAAUUUCUCCAGAUCUGGGGAAAUUUUAGGGUUUUGGUUCCAUUUCCUCAAAAUUCCCCCAAAGUUUACUGUAGCGGCUUCCCCAAAAUGGGUCAAAUUUUCCCCAAAAUUGGGAUCUCGGGGAUAUAUCGAACCUUCUAGACAAUAUCCUCUUAUCGGAAGAUUAUAACAAAUUAAAGCAAGCGACUAUUUAGCCCACCUUGGUGUCUAACCAGAAAGUGCUAAAAAAACUACCGAACGAGUGCGAGCUAGAAUAUAGGCUGUUGAGCCAAAUAUUGCGAGAGAUGGAACAGUUUAUUCGAUCUUGCAAAGCUGACGAUGCUUUCCUAAAACCAAUUUGAAUGCACCUCUCACCAUUGUCAGUAAGACAAGUCCUUUGCGUUUGGAGCCAGCCUUUAGACUUAAAAAAUCUGACUGAAAUGACAUAAAACUCAAGAGAUAACCCCCAGUAAUACUCCAUUCAUAUGACGUCACUAAUGUACAAAGUGCUCCUACAAGUUGUAGUAUUGUGUUGCCGGUGAUAGAGCUAGCAGAUCUUCGGAGCCAAUAUACAACUAAUUACCUGACCUAACACCUAAGGUAGCUUCAUUACAACUUUCUAUAUCUGCCUUAUCUGGAAAAGGGCGUGGUGACCCUCGGAACCGAAGCGACAGAUGACCUCAUUAAGGAACACCAGUAUUCAAGGUGCAUUUCUGUCUGUAUCACAAAAUAUGGUAAGUAGGCUACGAAAUGUGUUACCAUAUGUAAAUCCACUUUCUGCAUGCGAAAACAUGACACCAAACAGUAAUGACGACAACCGUUAUCGAUCAAAAGUCUAGUCCUACGUGCUGGAUGGAAUUUCAGACUUUCUAGUUGACACCGGAGCUGUAGUCGGUGUAACCCCAGACACGCUAGCCAGACUACAUAUACAUAGCAAUAAAUAGUCAUUAAGUGCAGCGAGCAAAACGGAGGUUGAAUAUUCGGGGAGCAAGCACUCAUUUUGGACCUCGGAGUUAGACAUCAAUUAAGUUGGGAUAUAAAAUUCAAAACAUUUCUUUUUAAGGGUGUUGCUUUCAAGUCAUGGCUUACAAUUGCACUUCUAUCUUUCUGUUAUGGAACCUUCGGAAGUGUUUUUCCCUCCGUACUACGAAGAUUGUUGUGUGUGGUCUAAGUUCAUACUCCUUUUUCAAAGUUUAUUCCUAUGGAUGAACUUUCAAACCACCUUACCAAUUCGUCCAAACCAAUUUAAAGCUCUAACCUUUCGGAAUCACUACAUAUUACUCUUUAAAUGUUUAUAUCAUUAGCAAGUAGAAGUGAUGAUUUAAAGUUUUUGAAAUUCGUUGACGUAAAGUAGCCAUAUCAGAGGACCAAAAAUAAUACUUCGAGGCACUACAUUGUAUAGGCUUCCAUCUGGAAAUCACCCAUUCAGUCACUUUGUCUUCUCACAUAUAAGGAGCUUCUCAUCCAGUCCUGCGUUUUCCUCCUUUUUCUUAAGUUGGAAAGCCUCUACAUAAGUCCUAAGCUAGGCACCUGAUCAAAUUCCUUGCUGUGGUUCUUGAAUACUACAUCGUCAGACAGACUGGAGAAUUCUUACUAAAUUGCUCUGUUACUGUGUUACGGCGAACGACUGGAUAUCUAACUACAUAGCAGCUGUGUAAAAAUCCAAAACAGUUUGGAUGUCGUUUGAUUCGGAGACCUUUAUCAAUAUAUCUCCAGUUUUUAUUCUUAAUAAACAAGCUCAUCUGCUUAAAACAGAUUUAUCCUGGACUUGUGAAGAUAGUGGUCCAUUCCAUAACAAAGUGUUUCGCGUUAGUGUCAUUGUAAAUCACCAUAAUCUAAAAAGCUCUGAGAUAUAUUAUGGUGUUGGAAGUAGUGUCAAGGAAGCUAGACGGAUGGCUGCUGAAAGUGCUUUACAAACUUGUAUCUUAUUUAAGUAUAAUGCUAGUUCAAGUAUUGGGGCUCUACGCACUGGAGGACCGUUUACAACACCGCGAAAUGCCGAUCCUUUCAUUAUUUUGAUUAAUUCUGAUCCAACAUCUUUAGCUCCAAAAGUACAGCUCAGGCAACUGCUUAAUUUACUUGGAUCAAAAGUGAGAUUUGUUCAUUCAAUGGGUGAUGCCAAUAAUAGUUUGCGUCCUAUCAUGUAUAGAGCGACAGCGGAGAUCGUUGGUCGACAAUAUGUUGGAAAUUCAACCACCAAAUCAGGUGCUGAACAAGAAUCAUGUUUAUCAGCUUUAAUGGCUCUUCGUCGGUCAUUGUUGUCUUACAUCAAGACUCAGAAACUAAGGAAAAAAGAACACGAUCACGACAAUAUGUACAUUAAUCGGUGUAUUCAUCCAAAAUCAUCAGUUUGGAGAUUGCGCAUUCUCGCUGGUCUACAUUUCAUUCAGCCACUUUUUAAGAUCCAAAAGUUAACCAAUUGUGAACCAAAUAAAUUUACGUGUAUAUGUUUAUUAGAUGGUUGGAAGUAUACUGAAAACCGAUCUAUCUCAGCUAAGAAAGCACAAAAUACUGCUGCUCAAUCAAUGCUAAAUAAUAUGAAUAAAAUUGAGAACAAAUUCUCAACAGUUCCAUUUUAUGAUAAACAAUAUGAUGUUACAUCAAAAUAUGUUCAUAAACAAAAUCAUAAACCAUGUAAAUUCAAACUACAAUUUAAUCAACAUCGUGCUUUUGAUGAAUCAGUCCAUCCUGUUUGUAGAUUGGAAUGUUACAGCAUUGUUAAUAACUUGGAUAAAGUAAAAUAUACAUUAUUAAAUGAUCAAUUACCAAGUGGAGAACAUGUAUCUUUAGCACCUGGUCGUCCUCCAUUUAUCUAUCAGAUUGAGUUCUCAAACAUGUGUAUUCAAGGCCCUGAAGCGAAUAAUAAACGUCUAGCGAAACGACUUGCUGCUGAAUUACUCCUUACUAAAUUGGGAUUGUCUAGUGAAAAAUCAUCUAAUGUCAAGAGUGUUCUUCGAAGUAAAGUUAUCGAAUCACUGGACAGUAAUACUCGUGCUAUUAAAAGUGUUUCAGAAAAUCUGUCCUGUGGUCUUGUUCCAGAAACUGUCAGUAAUGUACACAAAUCGUUAUCUCCCGUAGAAAAAUCAGACGAUCAGUCACAGGAUACUAUUUCUAACGAGGAACAUCAUGUGAACUUUAGUUGUACUAGUGAUAUUCUUAUCUUUGAUGAAGAAUUAGUGGACCCUGUUUUGCUGAGUAAAAGAACUUCUCGUCCCUUAAAAAGAAAAGAUAUUCAGUCUAGAACAAUAAGUAAUGGUUCGAUUCCGCGUUCUCACUCGAGUAUAAAUCUUUCAGUCAAUGAAACUAAUAACUUGCUUCAAAAUUAUUCUCCUACAUCAACUGAUCUACCGUUGAUUAAUUCAGUAUCUGAAAGAAAUAGGAAUAAUCUAGAUGUCUUCAGUAAAACCAUCGGUUAUUGGAUAGAUUCCAAAAAGUCAAAACCCAAUCAGAGGUCCUAUGCACGAAGUCAUUCAGAAGUUGAUUUCACUGAAGGUAGUCACUGGUAUCGAAAGUUCGAUGGCAUCUAUGAUAAUACAUCGCCUGAUAUUAUUACUGAUUGUACACGUUCUAAAUCGAAUAUAAGACUACAACUUUUGGCCCGUGUCGCUGAAUAUUGUUUACAAGAACACGCUCUCAACAAUUCAAUACACAAAAUGAAUGAAUAUCAUACGAGUCAAGUUACCAGUUUAACUGAUCAACUGGUGUUUCUGUGUAGGCGUCUGCUAGUUCCUUGUCAUUUUAUUGAAUAUCCACCCAAAUUAAACACAGUGUGCAAGUCUGAAAAAGAAUUCAACACUAAAUAUUAUUAUGAAUACACAGUUAUCUUAUUUGUUGGUAUUAAUCCUAUGAAAGAGAAUUCAAUCAUAAAUAAUUCAAUUAAUAGUAAUGGUUAUAUAACAGUAAAAGCUACAGAUUUAACAAGAAAUUCAGCAAGACAAAAAGCUGCCCAAAGUGUAAUAAAAUGUUUAACAAAAUUAAUUUGAAUAAUGAUUUCGAUUAUUUUCCUUUUUUUGUCUUCAUUUAAUUAAGAAAUGAUAAACUUUGUCCAGUUUUUAUUUAUCUAUUUCUUUUUUAGGAGGAUACAUGCUUUUGUAGUCAUCUAAUUCCUUUUCUUCGUUUACUCUUUACAAAAUACUUUUUAUCCGAAGGGGUUUUGUGGAGAUUUUAGAAAUUUCAAUAGUUGAAAUCAUGAGUCAACUGAAGUUAGAUCAUCAUGGAAAACCUGGAAGCACUAGACGGCCGUUUCGUCCUAGUAUGAGACUCCUAAGCAGUGCGCAUCCACGGUCCCGCUCCCCGCGGAGGAGUCCCCAUACUACGAUGAAGAGGCCGUCCAGUGCUUUCAGGUUUUCCAAGGUGGUCUAUCUUCAAUUGACUCAUGAUUUCAACUAUUGAAAAUACUUUUUGUUUUAGCAUUUUAACUUCUCAAAUUUUAUCAAAAGCAUUUAAGACAAAUUUCUGAAUCAUUAAUACUUUUCUAUUCUAUAGCUACAUUCAGAUUCUUUUUCUUUAAACUUAAAUCUCUACGAUACUUGAUAAUAGUUCAUUUAAAUGACAAUGUGAUUAUUUUCAACUCUCUAUACAGCACUACUUUUUAUUAAGUCAAAUUCUUUCUAGUAAACUUUUCACUCAUAUUUUCAUCAGCAAUCGUAUUUAUAUGACUAAUUGGAUUAGUUUUAUGAUGACAAACAGAUUGUUCUGUUAAAAUAUAAAUAAAUAAUGCUUAACCUAGC
Schistosoma curassoni is the source of this 5197-nucleotide messenger RNA. Lineage: Eukaryota; Metazoa; Platyhelminthes; Trematoda; Strigeidida; Schistosomatidae. The record is from the annotation of a GenBank genome assembly.